GGCCCCACGCGCCCGGACCGGCCCUCGCCUCGCCGGGCCUCGCGCGCCCGGAUCACCGCGAUCUCCUCUCACAGCCGCCCUCCGGCCGGCCCUGCCAGCUGCGGCGCGAUGAAUGAUUUCGCAAUCAAGAACAUGGACCAAGUGGCCCCCGUCGCCAACAGUUUUCGAGGGACACUCAAGCGCCAGCCAGCCUUUGACACCUUUGACGGCUCUCUGUUCGCUAUGUUCCCCUCUCUCAGUGAAGAGCAGACACUCCAAGAAGUGCCCACGGGCUUGGAUUCCGUCUCCCAUGAUGCAGCCAGCUGUGAGCUGCCCUUGCUCACACCCUGCAGCAAGGCGGUGAUGAGCCAAGCCUUAAAAGCCACCUUCAGUGGUUUCCACAAGGAGCAGCGGCGUCUUGGCAUCCCCAAAAACCCCUGGCUCUGGAGCGAGCAGCAGGUGUGCCAGUGGCUACUCUGGGCCACCAACGAGUUCAGCCUGGUGAACGUGAACCUGCAGCGGUUUGGCAUGAACGGCCAGAUGCUGUGUAACCUCGGCAAGGAGCGUUUCCUGGAGCUGGCACCUGACUUUGUGGGUGACAUCCUCUGGGAACAUCUGGAGCAGAUGAUCAAAGAGAACCAAGAAAAGACAGAAGACCAAUAUGAAGAAAACUCACACCUCAACGCGGUUCCUCAUUGGAUCAGCAACAAUACUUUAGGCUUCGGCAUGGAACAGGCUCCAUAUGGAAUGCAGGCACAAAGCUACGCCAAAGACGGCCUCCUGGACAGCAUGUGCCCGCCCUCUGCGACGCCUGCAGCUCUUGGCUCCGAGCAGGAGUUCCAGAUGUUGCCCAAGUCUCGGCUCAAUACCGUCAGUGUCAAUUACUGUUCUGUCAGCCAGGACUUCCCUGGCGGCAACUUGAAUUUGCUCACCAACAGCUCUGGGAAACCCAAGGACCAUGACUCUCCAGAGAAUGGUGCGGACAGCUUCGAGAGCUCAGACUCGCUGCUGCGGUCCUGGAACAGCCAGUCAUCCCUGCUGGACGUACAGCGGGUGCCUUCCUUCGAGAGCUUCGAGGAAGACUGUAGCCAGCCCCUGUGCCUCAAUAAACCGACCAUGUCCUUCAAGGACUACAUCCAAGAGAGGAGCGACCCGGUUGAGCAAGGCAAACCGGUUAUUCCUGCGGCAGUACUGGCCGGCUUCACCGGAAGUGGACCGAUCCAGCUGUGGCAGUUCCUUCUGGAGCUGCUCUCCGACAAGUCCUGCCAGUCCUUUAUCAGCUGGACCGGGGACGGAUGGGAGUUCAAGCUGGCCGACCCUGAUGAGGUGGCCCGCCGAUGGGGAAAGAGGAAAAACAAGCCGAAGAUGAACUAUGAGAAGCUGAGCCGGGGCUUACGAUACUACUAUGACAAAAACAUCAUCCACAAGACGUCAGGCAAGCGCUACGUGUACCGCUUCGUGUGUGACCUGCAGAACUUGCUGGGGUUCACUCCUGAGGAACUGCAUGCCAUCCUGGGUGUCCAGCCUGAUACAGAAGACUGAGGUCCUCAGGACAACCCUGAGCUGGCCCCAGGCCCGGGGACUUGAGUGGGAAGCCUGUCCUGACCCACUGUUCCAAAGACCCAUGGGAGGGCAGGAUGAAACCCCUCUGGGAGUCGCCAAGCAGCAGCGGCCUUCUUUCAUCCCAUGCCUCUUCCACAAGGCCAACUCCCCAGGGGUGGAAGGUGGCAUGGCCUCUCCGCCCUGUAGCGAGACCUGGAAGGGAAGAGGCUCUGGGGAAGCCACGGCAGCACCGAGCAGGCUGUGUGCCGAUCACAGUCGUUACGGCUAUUUGAGAUGCUCCAGGGAGCCAGCACGGGAUGGACGCACAGACACUGAAAAACACUGUUUUUCCUUUGGCCCUUUGCCACCAGGAGUAGCAAACGCAGAAGCCGCCGCCUCUUGAGAGCCGGCUAGGCAGGUGGAGAGCAGCCAUGGCUCCAUUUGGGAAGUCAGUUUGUACAUAUUAUUGUAUCUUAUAAUGUCAGAAUCCGCCAACAGUUCUAUUUAACAGAAAUUGUAUAUUGUAUUUAAAGUAAUUAUAACUGUGUUUGAGUCAAGAAUGCGAUACCUGAUAGGUUAUCUUUUUUUUUUUUUUUCCACUAGCACAUAGAAACAUCAUCAUUUUACACAGAUUUAAUCUCUUAGGGGCCGACUGAGAGAAAUCAUAAUAUACUGUUUUCAUUUGAUUUUUUUUUUUCCAACAGGAAUGGGGUCGGAGGGAUGACCCCUGGUUUUUACUUUUGUUUUGUUUUGUUUUUGUUGUUAUUUUAGUUCUGACUUGCUCAUUAUCUGGCCAGGACUUUGUAUAUUGGGGUUUUUUAUAAGAAAUUUAAUGUUAUUAUUUUAGGGGGCCUCAGGCCUUUCCACUUCCUCCUGGACUGUAAAGUAAAGCUGUAAAGCAGUAUUUUUCUUGACAGAUGGCACGUGUUUUCCACUUCUGCAUGCCUUAAGUCGGUUUAUACACAAAUGUAUUUUAUUUUUUGGUGUAACUGUGUUUUCCAGGCAACCUCCCCUCCCCCCAGCCAGCAGGUUUUCCUUCCUUCGCCCCAAGGUAUUCUGUGUAACUACAAUAAGAAGACUAUUUUUGGAAAUAUAUGACUCCUUUUCAGAGAUCAGAAGGGAUUUAUGUAGCAGCUAUUUUUACUGCAGAAGUAACUCACUGGAAAAAAAUUGUAAUUUGUACGAAAGCUUUAUUUUUAUCUUCGCUCGUGUAAAGGGAAAUGUGUUGGGCAGGGCCGUCGGGAGGGAUCUUCCAUCAGCCUUGACCUUAAGUGAAGCAUGGCACUUCCCGUCUCGCUGACCUGCCGUGUUCCUCACCAUCUGGGUUGCAUGUUCUUCUCUCUGCUCCUCUGUGCCCUCAGAGAGUUUGCUCCUCUUAUUUACUUGGCUGUGGAUACCCAGAAGCACAGACAGGGCAAGCAAGGCGGGAAACGGCGUGGCGUGGGUUGUUUGAUGUUCUCAUCGGGGGGAGCGCUCACUCCGCCGUGAGACCUCACACUCUCAUCCAGUCGUUUUGGCGUCACCGGAGGACAGACUUUGCUAUUUGCCAGCAAGGUGGCCUCGGAGCCAGCAGGUGACACUGAUAAAGAGUCAUCAUACCACGAGACAACCUUGCAAUGGAUACAAGACCAGCUGGGACCUGUUGUGCCAGUCCUGGGAGUCUUAGCCUGCAAGCCCAGAAAGAAAAAAAAAAAAAUGCUUUGCAGUUAAGCAGAGGAUGCCUUUCAAGUGGGGCCUGUGUGUCCCUGGGAGACACAGACUGGGGACAUGCUCCUGUCCAAAGCUCAGUUAUCACUGCUGUUGAUAGCAGCUGAGCCACAUGAAAUUGCCACAUUUCGCCUGAGUUUUGUCUGCCGAGACGGUGGCUUUACACGGUUGAAUCUAACCGUUAUGGAAGUCCUUGGAAGUCUUUGGCAUUGUCUUAAGUAUAAAGGUUUUGUAAUUUGGCCUUUUCUUCCUCAAAUAAUAAAGUAUUUGGUUUAUGCCAAUGCCUCCUUGUAA
This is a messenger RNA of Peromyscus leucopus (white-footed mouse), 3522 nucleotides long. RefSeq names its product ETS proto-oncogene 2, transcription factor (gene Ets2). The record is from RefSeq and is a predicted model, not a curated record. Gene Ontology annotation, biological process: cell differentiation; regulation of transcription by RNA polymerase II. NCBI's taxonomy places the organism in Eukaryota, Metazoa, Chordata, Mammalia, Rodentia, Cricetidae. Gene Ontology annotation, cellular component: nucleus. Gene Ontology annotation, molecular function: sequence-specific DNA binding; DNA-binding transcription factor activity, RNA polymerase II-specific. Bases 109 to 1521 code for a protein of 470 amino acids. The transcript has 10 exons.